This is a messenger RNA of Arachis ipaensis, 570 nucleotides long. Lineage: Eukaryota; Viridiplantae; Streptophyta; Magnoliopsida; Fabales; Fabaceae. The record is from RefSeq and is a predicted model, not a curated record.
AGUCUCAAUCCAAAGUCAUUGCAUUGUGAGAAGAAAGAAGUCAAUGCAGUUCUUCUCACAUUUGGUUUUCCAUCAACAUCAAGACAUACAGAGAGAAGUUGUUUUAUGAUUCCAAUAUAUUUUUAUUAUGUGUAAUCUAUACAACACAUAUCGAAUUAAAUGUACUAUACAAACCUUGAUUCUUUGAUUCAUUUCUUCCUCGUAUUCAAAACACAUACAGAACGAAAACCAUAAUGCCAUCCGAUAAAUCAAUAUCUCCAAAGAAAGAAAAAAUUGAUGAGGAUGGUGGGUUUUGCUUCGAAUGCAGACCAUUGGCUUUCGUUCUUGGAUUACCCUUCGCUUUAUUGGCAUUGGUUUUAUCUGUUGUGGGUGCAAUUGUUUGGAUUCUUGGGGCAAUAUUGAGGUGUUUUUGUCCAUGUUGUGGAUGCAUAGCAGAAUUGGCCAAUAUAGCUAUGGAUCUUGUGCAGCUCCCAGUUCGAAUUCUUAGAUGGUUCAUUGACCUAAUUCCUUGUUAGAACCUAGAAGAUAAAAGAAGAUCAAUAUAUUUAAUUUGUAGCAUAUUCAUCUUUU